AUGGCAGCAAUGGAUACUGCCACCAGUACGGGAUCCCAUUAUGAUGCCGACCUGCGUCGCAGGAAUGUCGCAGAUACCGGAAGAUCCCAGACGUCCGCGCCCGUUCCUGACGUGGAUAUGAAGAAGAGCAAGCCCAGCCAGGUAAGGUCUUCAACUGUUGAGCUCGACCACCUGCUAACAAAGUUUCUCAAGUCGCCUUCCUUCUUACAUGUCCUGAACCACUGGGAACCUAUAAUUGCUCCUCUUGUUCUAACAGCACUCGCCCUCUUCACUCGGUUGUAUCGCAUCGGUCGUUCCAACAUUGUUACCUGGGAUGAAGCCCACUUCGGAAAAUUCGGGUCCCACUAUUUGAAACGCGAGUUUUAUUUCGAUGUACACCCUCCCCUUGGAAAGAUGCUUGUGGGUCUCUCAGGCUACCUGGCUGGUUACAAUGGAUCAUUUGAAUUCAAAUCCGGCGAGAAAUACCCCGAGGAUGUUAAUUUCACCUUUAUGCGGGCCUUCAAUGCUGCAUUUGGAAUUGUGUGUGUUCCUCUGGCAUACUAUACGGCUCGCGAGUUGAACUUUCGCCGGGCCACGGUGUGGCUGGUUGCUCUGAUGGUUCUGUUCGAGAACUCCUAUGCAACCAUCUCCCGCUUUAUCCUCCUGGACUCAAUGCUCCUUUGCUUUACCUUCACUACAACAAUGUGUUGGGCAAAAUUCCAUCGUUUGCAACACUCUAGUUUUUCUCUGGAGUGGUAUGCCUGGCUGUGCUUGACCGGACUUAGUAUCGGCUGUGUUUGCAGCGUCAAAUGGGUUGGCUUUUUCUGCACCGCAAUUGUUGGCCUGUACACAAUUGAAGAUUUAUGGAAUAAGUUUGGUGAUCUGAAGAUGCCUCGAACCGUGCUUGCAAAACAUCUUGUUGCCCGGGUGGGAGGACUCAUUGUCAUCCCGAUCUUGGUGUACAUGUUUUCCUUCUAUCUGCACUUCCUUGUUUUAUCCAACAGUGGCCCGGGCGAUGCUCAGAUGAGCUCCCUGUUUCAGGCGAAUCUACGUGGCACUGAGGUUGGCAAAGACAGUCCUCUUGAAAUCGCAUUGGGGUCACGAGUCACAUUAAAGAAUAUGGGCUAUGGCGGCGGUCUCCUGCAUUCGCACGUCCAGACCUACCCAGAAGGAUCGAACCAACAACAGGUUACCUGCUACCACCAUAAAGACGCUAAUAAUGAUUGGUUUAUGUACCCAAACCGACAUGAGCCGGAGUUUGACCCCAAUGGCGAUUUGAAAUUCAUUGGCGAUGGUGAUACUAUUCGUCUCAUUCAUGGACAGACAGGCCGGAACCUGCAUUCUCAUUCCAUUCCGGCGCCGGUCUCCAAGUCCCAUUACGAGGUAUCCUGCUACGGAAACACAACUAUCGGGGACGACAAGGAUCACUGGCAGGUGGAAGUGGUAAACGACGUUGCGUCUAGAGACCGGUCUAAGAUUCGGACACUCACCACAGCCUUCCGGCUUCGCCACCCUGUGCUAGGCUGCUACCUACGAGCUGGCAAUGUCAAUCUUCCACAGUGGGGAUUCAAGCAGAUUGAAACAACAUGUGUCAAGGAAAACAAGCCCGGAGAUGUCUAUACCCACUGGAAUGUGGAGUCCCACACGAACGAUCGGUUGCCUCCGGGUGACCCUGGCUCGUAUAGGUCGCCUUUCCUCAAGGACUUCAUUCAUUUGAAUGUUGCGAUGAUGACGUCAAACAAUGCUCUGGUUCCCGACCCAGACAAACAGGAUGACCUGGCUUCGAAGUUCUGGCAAUGGCCAAUUCUCAAUGUUGGCCUGCGGAUGUGCUCCUGGGACGACAAUGUUGUGAAAUAUUAUCUCCUUGGCAAUCCUCUUGUCUAUUGGGGAAGUUCUGCUGGCCUUUUGGGAUUUGGCUUACUAUUUCUUUGGUACCUUCUGCGGUGGCAGAGAGGCUACCAGGAUCUUAGCAAGGCCGAUAUCGACCAUAUCCACUACUCUGGCCUGUAUCCUGCGAUCGGCUGGGUUCUGCACUACCUUCCAUUCAUCAUUAUGGCCCGAGUGACCUACGUUCAUCAUUAUUACCCAGCGCUUUACUAUGCCAUCCUCACCUUCGCAUUUUGCGUUGAUUGGGUCACUCGCAGGAUGGGUGUCAAAUCCUCCAUCGUUGUCUACACCAUCCUCUAUUCAAUCACCAUCGGCCUUUUUGUCCACUUCCGGGCCAUAGUCUUUGGCAUGGAAGGUUCCAAUCAGCAGUGGACUCACCUGCGUUGGCUCCCUGGCUGGAAGAUAUCGAACUGA
Penicillium argentinense is the source of this 2280-nucleotide messenger RNA. RefSeq lists its product as uncharacterized. Gene Ontology annotation, cellular component: membrane; endoplasmic reticulum. The transcript is spliced from 4 exons. Bases 1 to 2280 code for a protein of 759 amino acids. Gene Ontology annotation, biological process: protein O-linked glycosylation via mannose. Lineage: Eukaryota; Fungi; Ascomycota; Eurotiomycetes; Eurotiales; Aspergillaceae. Gene Ontology annotation, molecular function: dolichyl-phosphate-mannose-protein mannosyltransferase activity. The record is from RefSeq and is a predicted model, not a curated record.